This is a messenger RNA of Phyllostomus discolor (pale spear-nosed bat), 1787 nucleotides long. RefSeq names its product telomere repeat binding bouquet formation protein 2 (gene TERB2). Gene Ontology annotation, biological process: homologous chromosome pairing at meiosis; meiotic attachment of telomere to nuclear envelope. Gene Ontology annotation, cellular component: nuclear inner membrane. Lineage: Eukaryota; Metazoa; Chordata; Mammalia; Chiroptera; Phyllostomidae. The transcript has 7 exons. The record is from RefSeq and is a predicted model, not a curated record. Bases 327 to 992 code for a protein of 221 amino acids.
UUCAUUUAAAAAUAUUUGAUGUUACAGGACCUGUGCCAUGCCUGUACAACAUAGCAUAAUAAUUUUGUUAAUACUUAGGGUUUAAAACUCACAAGCAUGAAUACUGACCCCUCCCCUCCAUUGGACAGUAAACCGAGAGUCCUCUCCACAAUCCUAUGAGUUGGUCAACUCAGUCUGGUAGUGCUUUGACCCUUCUUCCUCCUGCCUCAGGUUUUUCCCGCCCAUUACCCUGACAACCAAUCACUGAACUAGGCUUCAGACCUGAGACCAAUCAGCGAUCUCUGCUACAGCCCCUUCACGCACGUCCGAGUCUGCCAGGCGGCGCCAUGUUUCAAGGACAGCGGGGUUGGUUCUGCCGCAGCGUCAGCCAGGACCUGAGGCAAUUCUGGGUGGCCGAAGGGGGGACGAUCAGUGACGUGAGGGCUGCUGACUUCUUGUUCAGCUGUGAUGCUUCCCACCCAGACACGCUGAGAAUAUAUCAGAGCCUCGAUUACACAGAUGAUAAUGCUACAGUUUUUCAUGCCUACUAUCUCUCUGCAGUAGCUAAAGCUGAAGCUAAAAAUUCGGUGGCUUUAGGUCAUUUCCUGCUUCCUCCUGCAUGCCUACAAGAAGAAAUAAGAAGAAAAAUUGGUAGCUUUAUUUGGGAACAAGACCAACAUUUUCUGACAGAAAAGCAUGAUGAAGUAACAACAAAUGAAAUAAAUGCCCAUAAGGAAAGCAGUGAACUAGCCACAGAUCACAAAAGGGAAUUAUCCAAAAGCACAAGAAAGGAUUUUAUAAGGACUCCAAUUGCAGAAAAGCAGAUGUACUUCCCUCUUCAGAAUUAUCCAGUGAACAACAUGGUAACAGACUAUAUAUCUAUUGAUGCCAUGAAGAAAUUCCUUGGGGAGCUACAUGACUUUAUUCCUGGAAGUUCAGGAUAUUUGGCAUACCAUGUUCAAAAUGAAAUUAAUUUGUCUUCUAUAAAAAAUAAGUUGAAGAGGAAAUGUUAAGUUAAAUUAUCCUUAUGUCUGGGCAUUUAUUUUUUAUAAAAUAUUAUCAAAGAUGGGCAUAAUUUUAAAUUCUCCCAUUGGGACACAGUUGUGGGAAAAUGGGGAUGAUUUCUUGUUCUUCUUAAAAAAUAUGUCUUUAGGAAAUUCAGAAUCAUUUUGUCUCUGUAUUUUGAUAUUUGGGCUGGGCUUUUUCCCCAGCUUGUAACACAUGCCCACAAAUUCUGAGUGUGCAGUUGUUACUGAGUAAUUGUCAUUGAAACAUGUGAUAAGAAGUCUCAGUCUCUCUCUGUCUCUCUCUCUCUCAUCCUCUUUUGGCUUUAACAUUCUAUUAUAUAUAUUUUUCUAGGUUCAGUGAUGUAAAUAUAAAAUGUAUGAUAAUGUAUGAUUCUGGUUAUCUUAUUUUGAUUAAAAGUUAGAAUGCUAUAGUUGAAUUCUGAAUUACUGUUUCUCACUUGAAAAUAUGAAGUAAAACAUUUUAAUAACUCAGACUUCAUGUGUGGACAAUUUCUGAUAAUGUAGCAGAAGUGAUUUGUUGGGAACCACCCUGCCUGGUUUCAGAAGCUGUAAUCCCUCAUGGCUAGGGAUGAGUAAAGGACCUUGGAACCAUAAGCCACUAAGGAGACAAAGUUUAUCUCCCUGACAGAGGUCUGCCUCUGCCCCCUUUUACUUUACCCUGUUUGGCCCCAGAUAGAUGACUGGUUAGCCAAUGAUGGGUAAGAUUCCUCAAGGGAGGGACAACCUAAGACAGGAAUGGUCAUGAAGGGGCCCUUAGGGAAGGACUUGGGGGGCUAUAGA